AUGGUGCUUCCUGGAUGGAAAGACAUUCUUCGACCAAUCCGUGAUGGCUGGAGAGAUAGACAACCCCAGAGGCCGACCACUCCUCCGGCAGAGCGACGAAGAAGGCAGCGUCAGGAUGCAUUGAGAGGCUUCGUGUAUCUUGAAGACUUCGACCAGCUUGAGGCCUGGAAGCCAGACGAGGCAGACCCUAUCCAGCGGGCCAAUACCCCCCUGCUACCACGCCAUCCUCGACAACUAAAUGAGGAUGCCAACGACAAUAAGGCUAAUGUCCUCCUGUGCCACGACUACGCAGGCAACUACCAACCCUACGAAGCGUCCCAAGGGGCUGAAGUUACGGCUGAGAGCUACUCAUGCGAAUACAUGCAAUUCGUGGAUACCUUCAUCUACUUUUCGCAUAAGCUCGUGUGUGUGCCGCCUCCCUCGUGGACAAAUGCUCUCCGUCGGAACGGGGUCAAGGUCCUAGGGACUUUUAUCGUCGAACCGCAAACGCCAGGACUAGCCAAUCUCCUCAAGCGAACCUCUAGCUCCACAGCCGAGAAGGGCGAGGAUGGCUUCGCUUUCGCGCGCCAGCUUGCUGCCAUCGCAGACGUGUACGGUUUCGAUGGAUGGCUCAUCAAUCUUGAGAAAGCUUUUCCGAAGGGCAGCUGGGAUAUGUUCAGCUUGCUGGGGUUCCUGAAGCAACUGAAAGCGGACCUAGGCAACGGCAAGCAAGUCAUCUGGUAUGAUGCUUUGACCUCCGACAACAAGGUUGACUAUCAGAACAGCCUGUCUCUCCAAAACUCGUCGCUUGCAGAAGCUGCAGGCUCAAUACUAACAAACUACAAGUGGACUCUGGAUGAGGUUCAAAAGACGAAGCUGUUAGCUGUACAGAAACAGAUACCCCUCAGCAACAUCUACUUUGGUAUCGACGUCUGGGCGCAAAACUCAAGAAACGACGGCCCCGCACGAGUCACCUACCCGCCCAAGAGCGGCGGCGGUACCAACACUGGUGUCGCCGUUGCCGCGCUUGCCGCUGAGGGUCUGCAAGCGGGCAUCUUCGCGCCUGCGUGGCCGUUCGAGCAUUGCCCCUCAUGUGCCAAAGCCAUUCAGCGGUCCAUGUGGACCGGCGACCGGUUACCGGAGGAGCUGGAUUGUGGAUGUGGGAAAGAGAGACCCCACCAUACCACGGAGUACAUGCAAAACCCCAUCACCAAGUUUGCGAGGGAACAUCCGGCUGGUUCGGAUAGGUUUCUCUAUACAAACUUCAGCCGCGCGUUCACGCGACGCGUCGAACAGCUUGACCGAUCCCACGCUAGACUAAAAUCCCAACUAGCGGCUCAGUCUGUGUUGCCGCACCUCUUACGGCUAGACCAAAGGGCUCAAAGGUCUACUGAGACGGAAGCGCUGUAUGGAGAGCUCCAUGACGGACCCUUACCACAGGCCUCGUACAAAUCGCCGGGGUCUCGACUGGUCGUCUUCAGGAAAAGCGUCGCCGUGCCUAGUGCAAUUAUCUGCGAUGAUUGGGCCACACGGUGGCUACCACUUUUUAAGCUUGACAUGCCCGCCGACGGAUCCUUGAAAAUGAAGAUCACAUUCCGGAAGCUUCACUCCAACGUUUACUUGUCCGGGGGCAUCUACUGGCUCUACAAAGACGGCACCCGGCGCAAGUUUACUAUGGGCACCAUGGCCGAUGUCCAGUCGCAAAUUAUCAUCAUCAACAAGGUCGACGGCGAAAACACGCAGCAUGAAGCACGCCUGGUUGGAAUCGGUGUAUGGAUCAGUGGGCCGCGAGUAGCAAACGCCAUGCCGGAGGCCGUGCUGGAGAUCAUGGAGAUCGCCAUCACCGUCGUCGAUGCCCCGCAGCCAUCUCAAGGGAUACAAAACAUCCGCUGGAAGCAUCGUGGCGACGGAGAUACGCGCCAUCGUAGGCUGUUAUGGGAAAUCAGCUCCCUGCAGACCGCUAAAGACUCUGCCGCGGCCGUCGCUCUUGGAGUACCUUACAGCAGCACCACAGGACCCUUUGCUCACUUCAUAGUGGAAGUGGAUGGGAUGUGCGUUGGACGGGCAUAUGCAACGGAGUUCGUGUUGUCUGAUGCGCUAAGCGAACGCCUAGAGACGGAUGCGGGCAUGAGCGUGCGGAUUAUAGGGGUAGGCUUUGCGGGCGAGAAGGUCGAGAGCCAUGCUGUGAAUGUUGGAGGAGCGGAAGAUGAUAAUUGGGAUAUGGUGUCAGGGCUGGAGAAGGCGAAGCUUGGUUGA
Molecule: messenger RNA, 2235 nt
Organism: Coniosporium apollinis CBS 100218
Lineage: Eukaryota; Fungi; Ascomycota; Dothideomycetes
Exons: 2
Coding region: 1-2235 (744 amino acids)
Biological process (GO): protein deglycosylation
Cellular component (GO): cytoplasm
Molecular function (GO): mannosyl-glycoprotein endo-beta-N-acetylglucosaminidase activity
Source: RefSeq, a predicted model, not a curated record